This is a messenger RNA of Clunio marinus, 2846 nucleotides long. The record is from the annotation of a GenBank genome assembly. Lineage: Eukaryota; Metazoa; Arthropoda; Insecta; Diptera; Chironomidae.
UCUCGAAAAGUUUCAGUGUUUUUCUGAAAGUUCAGCUGGAAUGAUGAUCAAAAAUGAUCUCAAAAAGCGUACAAUUUUAAAUUCAAAUUGUAAUCCAUUAUCAUAAAAUGUUAUUUUGUUGUCGAGGAAAAGUUUUUUUGUGUGAUUAAAGUGUAGAACUUUGACAAUGUGAAAAAGAAAAAGAAAAAAUAUUUCUUUUUGCUUAAAUUUGGAUAAUUUAGAAAAUAUCGAAAGUCGAAGCAAUAAUUUUUUAAUGUUUCAAACUAAUGUGCCGUUUGUGUUACGCGAUAUAAUGAAAGCAAGUGGGAUAAUGUCUAGAAGGGUGAAUCUUAUUGGAAUAUGUACGAUUGGUAUAUCUUUCUUUGUGUUACUAUUUUUUGCUACAAAAAACUCCAACUACUAUGAUGAGUACAGUAAGAAAGAGAACAGUAACCCACUUAAAUAUAACAAGUAUAGGAACUAUUAUUAUGCAUCGGAUCAACCUCAGCAAGUCACACAGAAUCUUUCAGUGACAAUUGAAGACGUUCUCAAUUAUGAACGUCAGCUGAUCGCUGAAGAAAUGCAGUAUUAUGAAUAUCCAAACGGACGAUUCGGCGUUGACGCAAAAAAUCUUCAAGAAUUGACACCUGAAACGGGUGGAAUGCCAAUGCGAUCCAUCAUCAUAUCGACUUGGAGAAGUGGAUCAACUUUCCUUGGGGACAUUCUAAAUGCAUUGCCAGGAAAUUUUUAUCACUACGAGCCACUGCUCACCUACGAUAUCAUGCAAAUUCGAGGGCCACCUCAUGACAGGCCAGCAAUAAAGAGCUUAAAAAAACUACUUAAAUGUAAUUAUACAGGAUUGGAUGACUAUUUAGAAUUUGGAGAGAAUCAUAACUAUUUGUUCACUCAUAAUUCGAGACUUUGGAACCAAUGUCAUCUUUUUCCAAGCUUUUGUUAUCAACCAAAGUUCCUUGAGCCUUUCUGUAAGCUCUUUCCGCUGCAGAGUAUGAAAGUUGUUAGACUGAGAAUGAAAAUUGCAGCAAGUCUGCUUCGAGACACAAGAGCCGUCCGCUACGAAGAUCUUUCACUUUCGCCUUACGACAUUACACAAGAAAUUCUACAGUUUUACGGUUUGGCCUUUGAUGAUCGCGUUUCUGAAUUUCUUGAUACACACACGAAGACAAACGUUGGUGGCGUGUCAUCGACAUUUCGUGAUUCAAAAUCGGCUCCUUUUCAUUGGACGAAGGAAUUACCAUACAACGAAGUAAAAUAUAUUCAAGACAGUUGCAAGGAGGCGAUGAGACUUUGGGGAUAUAAGGAAGCAUCAAAUGCUAGUGAAUUAUUAAGAAACUUUAAUCCUCUUUUACCAUUUCCUUACUUUGACUCAAUUUAGUGAAACUAAUUUAAAUUAAUGUUAUUGUCUUCGUCUACUUCUUUUCCGAACUCUAAAUUCCAAAGAUUUUGUAUGCGUCCGAUUAUUUUAAAUUUUAACUUUUUCUUAAGAUAAUCAUAUAACUUUAGACUUCAAUUUAAAUUCAAUUUGACAUGUACCUAAAAAAGCGUUGAUUUGAUUUUUAACAUUCAUAUCUUCUUUGUCAGUACAACGCCAAUUAAGUGAGUAAAUAGGUAAAAAAUGACCCAUCGAGUAAACGAGCGAACGAACGACAUAAAAGCGUUUAAGAGAAAGUUAUGAGGCAAAAAUAAAUAAAAUAAAAAAAUUCUGUGAUUGAAAGUCGUAAAGAAAAUGAAAAACUAUCAGUUGGAUUAAUACGAAAAGAUGUCGAACCUUCUUUACAUUUCUUUCUUUUUCUUCUUUCUCAAGAGUUCGGAAGAUAUUGAGUGAGAGUGAACACGGGCAAAACUUGAAAUUGAAGGAGAAAAAAAAUCCAAUCAAGCGAUCAUGAGCGGCAAUGAAAGUUUAGGUACAUAUGUAGUGAAGUUGCAAAAAAGAUUUUGUCUUUUUCUUUCAAUUAAAUAGGUUUACGUUCGUACUUAAAAUCACAAAAAAUUAUCGCAUUAGUUUUGCCCGACUUUAGAUAAAAUUUGAUAAAAUAAGAAUGAAAUACAGAAAUAAUAUUUACAUGAAGAAGGAAAUGACGACAAAGAAUUUUAACUUCCCGUGUUCAACCGACUACGAAAACUUCGAAACGUGAAUCGUCAAAAAGCAAUAGAAAACAAGCAGAAACGUUAAGUAAAGACCAUUAAGUGUGACAUUCGCGCAGCUGAAAACGAUAAACCUUUUUCAAAAUAAUAUCUGACUAAACAAAAGAUUUUCUAUUCAAAUGAAUCACAAAUGGAAAUGAUUUUUUGAAAUAAUCUGAAAUAAUUAUCUAUUAGAUAAAUUCCUUUUGAUAAACAUGGAAACAUUCGAUUAUUAUUAUAAAUUUAGUUUCUCACCCAUAAUUAUGAUAGAUAUGAUAAAGAUCGCUAUUAGACAUAUCACCAAUCCAUAAAAAAGAAGCUGAUGAAAGCACAAAGGCAUUUAUAAGAGUAAACAUAUUGUUUGUGUUGUUUUCUGCGCCAUUCAAUGAUAUCGCACAUGAAAUGCGGUUUUUUUUCUUUACUGCCUUUGCUUAGUUGAAUAUGAAUACAAUAAAGAGUCAAACAAAAUCAUAUCUAAUUGAUAGUAUCCGAUGACUGCAACAAUAGAAUAUUUAAGUGCAAAUGUUAAUUUACAUUCGAUUCACGAGGUCGAAGGGAAAAUGUUGAAAGUUUCAAACACUUGUUUGUUCAUUUAAAAUAUCUAUUUAAACAUUCUUAUGUUUUCUGAUAACACAACUUAGUUUAUAAACAACAAGUUGUGGUUUUGUUCCACGCAAAACUUGUCGUCAUAGCAUUGUUUAUGAAAAUAAUAUUUUACUUGAUGU